CGCAAUUCGUACAGCUACAAAAAAAAGUCCGGUGCCGCGGCUUGAUAUUUGUAAUUUGUUUUUUAUUGUAAAUGUUUGCCUAUUAAUUUUAUUACAGUAGUUUGCGUUUAAAAAGGCAUUAUGGUGCAAAACGACAAAGAAUCCUGGUCAUCAGAUGACACGAUUAGAGUUUUGAUAGCUUCAGACAUUCAUUUGGGCCACCUCGAAAAUGACGAUGUGCGUGGAGAAGAUAGCUUCAUUGCCUUCGAAGAAGUUCUUUCUCUAGCAGUUCAGUACGACGUCGACUUGGUUCUGCUGGGAGGGGACCUCUUUGACCAUGCGAAGCCAUCCCCGAGUUGUAUGUUUAAGUGCACUCAAAUCAUUCGAAAAUACUGCUUCGGUGAUAAACCCAUCAACAUAGAGGUACUAUCUGAUCAGUUUGAAAACUUCUCACGCAGUGUGAAUUACGAAGAUCCGAAUCUGAAUGUGUCGUAUCCCAUACUUUCGAUCCACGGCAACCACGACGACCCAGUCGGCCAGGACAGCGUAAGCUCCCUCGACAUAUUGUCCAUAACCGGUCUCGUUAAUUAUUUCGGAAGGUGGACCGACUACACUCACGUGCGCAUUUCGCCUGUGCUCAUACAGAAAGGCGAUACUAAACUGUCGCUUUAUGGGUUGAGCCACAUCAAGGAUCAAAGACUUGCAAGGCUUUUUGUAGAGAAGAAAGUAGAAAUGGAUCUUGUUGAAGAUGGUAACGAUUGGUUUAAUAUUUUAGUGCUCCACCAAAACAGAGCUGACAGAGGCCCCAAUAAUUUUAUACCUGAAAAUGUGCUGCCCUCAUUCCUAGACCUCGUCAUAUGGGGCCACGAGCAUGACAGUCAAGUAUUUGCCACCAAGGAUGUUAAGAGAGAAAAUGAAAGCUUCCUCGUAGUUCAGCCUGGAAGCACUGUGGCAACAUCCCUGGCGGCCGGUGAAGCACUGCCCAAGCAUUGUGCCCUGCUGCAACUGCACAGGAAGGAGUACAUUGUGACGCCCCUGCCAUUGAAAACCGUAAGACCCUUCAUAUUUAAGACUGUAGUGCUUUCAGAAGAAAACCUCGGUGAGGAAGAUGUCAAUGAAAAAGAGAAAGUACAAAACUUUCUAAAGGAAAAAGUCACCGAAGCCAUCAAGGAGGCUGAAUCUCUACACAGCGGGGAUCCAAAACAGCCAUCCCUGCCUCUCAUUAGGCUCAGUGUUUUUUAUGAACACGAAGGCCAAGAUUUUAAUCGGGUCAGGUUCUGUCAGAACUUCAACGGUCUUGUCGCCAAUCCUAAAGAUAUUCUCAUCAUGAAAAGAGAAAAGAAGCUAAGAGAGCGCAAGGAACGGAUCGAUGACUCCGAGGAAGUAGACAUCGGGGGCGCUGCAGCCGAGGCGACGGACGUGGAGUCCUUGUUGCGAGCCUACUACGAAGCGCAGCCGCCCGAGCGGCGCCUCGCCGUGCUGUCCGUGCGCUCGGUCACGGAAGCCGUCCGCGACUUCACGCUCAAGCGCGACGACGACGUCUUCCGCAGAGUCCUCGACGCUCACAAACAGCACUGCGUCGACUUUCUUUUGAAAUCCAACGCCGAGACGGCGGCCGAGGUGGAUGAGAAAUUAAAAUCAUGUAAGGAAGCACUCGACGCUGCCGACGAGGAGAGCCUGAAGACCUUGAUCUCGGCGGCGGCCACGGCGGCCGUGGCCGCCACUAAGAAGGCGGCCUCCAAGAGCGAGUCCAUCGUGCUGUCCAGCGACGAGGAGGCGGCGCCCAGCGCGCGCGGGCGGGGGCGCGGGGCGCGCGGCGGGCGGGCGCGGGGCGCGCGCGGGCGCGGGGCGCGGGGCGCACGGUCGCCGCCCGCGCCGCCGGCCGUGGAGCGGCGCAGCACGCCGCGCCGCUCGGCCGCGCAGAAGACCACGUCGUGGCUGCAGACGCUGGCCAGCGAGCGCACGACGCGCCGCCGCCGCGACUCGUCCGACAUCGAGAUCUCGGACGACUGACUUCCAUGUCGUCUCCUCCAUUCCCCAUAAUUUACGCAAUGUUCUCGGAACUGUCGAUUUCGAGAUCCUUUUAACGAUAGAUGUCUAAGUUUAAUAUAAGAAUUUACAAAUGUUUAUAAGUAAAUAUAUUUUUUUGGUGGAAUAACAAUAUCUCUGACGAAUACAUCGGAUCUUAUUAAAAUAGUCCUCGGAAUCCUUAGAGUAAUUUUAUAAAUGGGAUAGUGUGCUGGUUUAAUCACACAGCAACAGAGAUACAGAAUGAUGUGAUAUUUGCAUAGCACAGAGCACUCGGUUACAGAACAGUCGGUUUUGCACGCACUACAAAGGGCGCGUAUGAACCAGCUGCGAACUUUGUAACGGAGUCGGUUAUAGCAGUAAUUUUAUACCUUAUUUCGUAAAAAUAUUGUUUAAGUUGGAAAAUAAAAAUAUUUUCUUAAA
This is a messenger RNA of Pararge aegeria (speckled wood butterfly), 2430 nucleotides long. RefSeq names its product double-strand break repair protein MRE11 (gene mre11). Lineage: Eukaryota; Metazoa; Arthropoda; Insecta; Lepidoptera; Nymphalidae. The record is from RefSeq and is a predicted model, not a curated record. Gene Ontology annotation, biological process: mitochondrial double-strand break repair via homologous recombination; telomere maintenance; mitotic G2 DNA damage checkpoint signaling. Gene Ontology annotation, cellular component: Mre11 complex; nucleus. The transcript has a single exon. Gene Ontology annotation, molecular function: 3'-5'-DNA exonuclease activity; DNA endonuclease activity; manganese ion binding. Bases 121 to 1992 code for a protein of 623 amino acids.